UCAGUUCUGGAGCAGAGGAACGGAUUCGGUCCGGAUUUUCACGUUUUACGAGUCACGGAAGAGCCAUGCGCUCGCGACAGCCGCUGUGCGGAGAUUGACGCGCGUUUUCCGUCUAAACCAGCGCUCGGUGUGUUUGAGAGGCUCGCGCGGAUUCCAGGGCUCGAUCCGCGGACCGGAGUAACGGAGCGCCGGUCCCAUGUUGCAACCGAACCAACACGACCACGACCGCUCCAAAGAUCCGGUGAAAUACGGAGAACUGGUGAUUCUCGGGUAUAAUGGCUCUCUUCCCGGAGGAGACCGCGGUCGCAAGAGGAGUCGCUUCGCUCUUUACAGAAGGGCCAAAGCGAACGGCGUCAAGCCCAGCGCCGUGCACAUCCUCAGCAACCCACAGGACAGCAAGGCGGUGAACAGCAGGGGGCAGCACAGCAUCUCCUUCACCCUCUCCAGGAACCAGACGGUUGUGGUGGAGUACUGCCACGAUAACAACACCGACAUGUUCCAGAUCGGCCGCUCCACCGAGAGCCCCAUAGACUUCGUGGUGACAGACACUCCAGGAGGAUCCCAGGAGAGCGAAGACUCAUCCUCGGCGCCCAGCACCAUCUCCCGCUUCGCCUGCAGGAUCGUCUGCGACCGAAACCCGCCCUACACCGCCCGCAUCUACGCCGCCGGCUUCGACUCCUCCAAGAACAUCUUCCUCGGGACAUCGCAAUCUAUGCUUCAAACGGACGAUCCGUGGCGUUUUGUAGCAGGAAAUCCAACUCUGUGUCUCUGCGUCUUCCGAGCGAGCUCCAGUGAAUGCUGUUCCACUCAUUCUCGACCUGGCGACGGGUCAGCUCAGGUUUACACUAGUCCAAGUUUACAAGCGUGGUUAGGAGUGUCCAAACGUGUGCCUGCAUCGCCGUCCACAGGGUUUUUCUCUCUCGGAGGUCAACGGGAAUGGCAUUUCCAGCUCAAACGGUUGGAUAUCGUUCAGUAA
Sinocyclocheilus rhinocerous is the source of this 976-nucleotide messenger RNA. Its product is annotated as E3 ubiquitin-protein ligase pellino homolog 1-like. Gene Ontology annotation, biological process: protein polyubiquitination; regulation of Toll signaling pathway. Lineage: Eukaryota; Metazoa; Chordata; Actinopteri; Cypriniformes; Cyprinidae. The record is from RefSeq and is a predicted model, not a curated record. The transcript has 5 exons. The coding region runs from base 197 to 976 and encodes 259 amino acids. Gene Ontology annotation, molecular function: ubiquitin protein ligase activity; protein binding.